Messenger RNA from Nanorana parkeri, 2622 nucleotides. It is a transcript of the gene INPP5E, whose product is annotated as inositol polyphosphate-5-phosphatase E. Bases 230 to 2146 code for a protein of 638 amino acids. Gene Ontology annotation, biological process: phosphatidylinositol dephosphorylation. The record is from RefSeq and is a predicted model, not a curated record. NCBI's taxonomy places the organism in Eukaryota, Metazoa, Chordata, Amphibia, Anura, Dicroglossidae. The transcript is spliced from 10 exons. Gene Ontology annotation, molecular function: inositol-polyphosphate 5-phosphatase activity.
UAACUUUUUUUUCUCUUCAUUAUAUCAGAUACAACUGGAUGAACUGAUCUACUAAGGAUGAAUCUUACCUUCCAGAGUUAUGUAGAAGCUCUCUCUUUUAUUCUCAGCACGAUGGGAAUGGGAGUAGCCAUCUUUUGUCCAUUUUGACUAUUUCAGUGCUCCAUCAUCAGCUGCUUUUGUCGCUUUCUGACAAUGGUCUGCGGUUAAGAUUACGUGCAAAGCCACCAUCAUGCCUAUGAGGAUGGAGGUGCAGAAUGUUUCUGAGCUUCCUGAUCAGAGGAUGCCCAUUUCAGAUGACCAGGAAAUGGCUGGGAACUCCAACUUAGCACAGAGCAAUUAUGAGGAGAUCAGAGAGUGGAUUGAAAAGCAAGCACAGAGGGAACUAAGCUCAAACAAGACGCUGGCGGAAGGGGGUAGUGCUGAAAUUACAAAUCAAAAAGAUUAUGUUCUACCAAAGCCACCUGAGAAGCCUAAACGGAGACCGCACAAACUGGAGAGAGCUUUUUCUCUGGAUGAAAAAAGCUGGCAAAGGAGAUUUAAGACUAGCCAGGGGAGCUUAACAGACCUGCAUGAAUCUGGGUCAUCAUCGGGUUCUCUUCAGGAAGCUGCGAUCACUGGGGAACGAUCAGCCCUUGGAUCAGACAGCCUGAAUCACGACCAUCCCUCCAGCCGGCAGAAUCAUUCUGCCCCGGGGUCUACUCCGCUUAUCGCCAGCAGAAUCGACAUGACGUCCGCUUCGAAGAAAGUCAAGCCUUCUUCUAAAUCUAAACCUCGCCUUGCACAUGUAAAACCUUCACAGCCUUUGCCUCAGCUAGAUUUUAAUGUUACUUCCAGGGCUCUGAGGACGUCUAACAAAAUAGAUCCAGAUUACAUGGAUUACAAGCAGCGUCAGAUUCUCCGGCACAGCAGCAGUCUGAGUGACACACGGCUCCUUGGUACGGUGUGUGAUCACUGCUCCAAUGACUCUUUGAGGUCCACCUACAGCCUUCUCACCCCCAUCCGAUCCAAGGAUGUCCGAAACAGAAGCUAUCUGGAAGGCAGUCUAUUGGCCAGUGGAGCAUUGCUAGGGGCGGAGGAACUGGACCGAUACUUCCCUGAUAGGAGAGCAGGAAUUUUCAUUGCUACCUGGAACAUGCAAGGCCGGAAGGAGCUUCCGGAGAGCUUGGACGACUUCUUGCUGCCACCAGACGAUGAUUUUGCUCAGGAUAUUUACAUUAUCGGGAUUCAGGAAGGAAGCCCAGACAGGAGGGAGUGGGAAGUCCGGCUCCAGGAGACUCUAGGACCCCAUUAUGUGCUACUGCACUCUUCUGCCCAUGGUGUCCUCUAUCUCUCCAUCUUUAUUCGUCGAGACCUCAUCUGGUUCUGUUCAGAGGUUGAGUCCUCCACAGUGACCACACGCAUCGUAUCCCAGAUCAAGACCAAAGGCGCUCUGGCCGUGUCCCUCACUUUCUUCGGAACGUCUUUCCUUUUCAUCACUUCCCAUUUUACAUCUGGAGAUGGAAAAGUGAAUGAGAGGAUUCAGGACUACAAGAAGAUUGUUGAGAGUCUUGCACUACCUCGUAAUGUCCCUGACACCAACCCAUUCCGCUCUGAUCCCUUGGAUGCUACUACACGAUUCGAUGAAGUCUUCUGGUUUGGCGACUUCAACUUCCGUUUGAACAAGGAUCGGAAUGGGGUGAACUCCAUUCUACAGCACAAUCUGGUGAAGGAUAUGUCCCAACUUCUUCAAUACGACCAGCUCCUCAAAGUCAUGAACGGAGGCUCCAUAUUUAAAGGGUUUCAAGAAGCAGCAAUUGAAUUUCUUCCUACGUACAAGUUUGAUAUUGGCUGUGAUGAAUAUGACACAACGUCGAAGCAGAGAACUCCGUCAUAUACAGACAGGAUCGUCUACAAGAGUCGCCAAAAAGGAGAUAUCCGGGUCCUGAAGUACGCCUCCUGCCCCCUGGUGAAAACAUCAGACCACCGGCCUGUCUUUGGGUUAUUUGAAGUGCGGAUAAGACCCGGGAGAGAUAAUAUCCCGUUGGCCGCAGGGCUCUUUGAUCGUGAGUUGUAUCUCCUGGGAAUCAAGAGGCGAAUUUCACGAGAGCUGCAAAAACGGCAGGUGAUAAAGAACCAGAAAAGUAGUGCAGUCUGUGCAAUCUCCUGACUAGAGAAGGAUGGAGCCUGGUGAGCAGAUGGACAUAAGUGUUUUACUUACCUGUCAUGGCUGACUGCUGGUGUCAGGAUUCUUCAAAGUGUGCCUACAGUGUAGGAAUCCAUUACAGUGGCUGAGGGUUUAGAAUCAACCAAUCACUUUAAUUAGGGGCAUGUGAUGUCAUUGCCAUAUUGUGAGGUGAAUCAGUGUGCAGUCUAUCACUUUGCUUGGAACUUGUGUUUUAGUUCAGCACCGUUAUUAGUUCCUAGCAAACUGCUGAAUAUUGAUCCACCUUAGAGAGAGGAUGCCUGCACUGCAUGUAGCUGGCAGGAGUGCCAGUUCUUGGGUGUUAUCAUUGUCCUGUAACUUGAUAACACAGAAGCCUGUGAUGUUAAACACUGUUUUAUUUUUAACAAUGAAAGCAUGUGAAAAGGGACCAUUUUACUUAAAGUGGCUUAAAGUGAUCUCACCGAAACAGUAAAUGUUGC